This is a messenger RNA of Rhincodon typus (whale shark), 4278 nucleotides long. Its product is annotated as mitochondrial basic amino acids transporter. The transcript is spliced from 3 exons. NCBI's taxonomy places the organism in Eukaryota, Metazoa, Chordata, Chondrichthyes, Orectolobiformes, Rhincodontidae. Bases 1148 to 1858 code for a protein of 236 amino acids. The record is from RefSeq and is a predicted model, not a curated record. Gene Ontology annotation, cellular component: mitochondrion. Gene Ontology annotation, molecular function: high-affinity L-arginine transmembrane transporter activity. Gene Ontology annotation, biological process: mitochondrial L-ornithine transmembrane transport.
AUGGGGUAGAGGGUUGAGUCAGGUAGGAUGCUCUUUGGAGCGUCACUAAAGACUCAAUGGGCCGAAUGUAGACUGUAGGGAUUCUAUGAUUCCAUGAAUUGUUGAGUUCACUCCACAUGCCUGCUAAAAUGUGGAUCGUUAAUUACAGUACUUUGCAGCAACAUUUUGCAAAUUAGCCUCAUGCCUUCAAAAUUAGCUUGCAUCUGCCAUCAGACCAGUAUUUAAUAUAGAUCUGCAGACAUAGGAAACCCUAGCUUUCUACCAUUUUUUUUUUUAAAAAAAGACAUUUGAGUGCAAUGCAUGAGGAAUUAAACAUUGGCAUGUUAUGGGUGGGCUGUCUCCGGUUGCAUUUAAUUGUGGGUUCUUCAUAUAAACAAUGCUGAAUUUGUGACUGUGCUGCAACAUGUUAUACCACUGCAUUUGAUGUAUAGCACAUUGGUAGUGGAGACACUGGCUUAUUCUCCUCUCUGCUGCAAAUUUGCAGGCAUCAGCUGCAGUACUAUGAAAAAUACUGAGCAGAUUCUGGCUGCUCCCUCACAAAGUUUGAGGAGUAAUGAAAGACAGACAUCUCUGAGCUGUGUCAUGCUUCACUGCGUUUGUGAUAGAUUGACAGUUGGCUGAGACCUGAGACCAGAUAGCUCAGCCACAGGAUUUACUAAGAAAUUAUAGGGGUGCUGCGAGGUGAUGGAAAGAUCCAUAGACUCCCAAACAAUUAUGGCAUUUAAUUUGGCAUUGGGUUGGAAUUCAAAUGACUGUGUUUACUCUUUGACUAUAACUGGCAUAAUAUCAGUGUAGGUAAAUGAGAGAUCAACAUUAUCUGAUUGUGUUAUGUUUGAUGGCUGCCAGAAAUUUUUAGCCAGGGUACUGAUGCAAUUAUAUUGGGUUAGGAGCCUCAUUUUCUUGCUAUUUUCAUGUAAUAUGUGAAAUUCGUUUCGUUUAACUACUUUUACUUUCUGAGCUAGGGGCUGUCCUCAUUAACAGCAAAAGUGUUACUUUGUGAUGAGAGAUAAGCCUCAUCACGGGAUUCCUAGUUCGACUUCAAGUACAAAAUUCUGACCAGCCACGUUAUCGUGGGACUGUACAUUGUUUCCGGUCCAUUAUCAGACAGGAGUCUAUCUUUGGUCUGUACAAAGGUAUUGGUUCGCCAAUGAUGGGUUUGACUUUCAUCAAUGCUAUUGUUUUUGGUGUACAAGGAAAUACAAUGCGUUACUUAGGAAAGGAUACACCACUUAACCAGUUCCUUGCAGGUGCUGCAGCUGGGGGUAUCCAAUGUGUUAUUUGUUGCCCCAUGGAACUGGCAAAAACCAGGAUGCAGCUUCAAGGCAUGGGUGAAUACCAAGUUAAAAGUAAAGUCUACAAGAAUUCACUCGACUGUUUAAUUAGAAUUUACAAAAAGCAAGGAAUCCGUGGAAUCAACAAAGGCAUGGUGACCACUAUUUUCAGAGAAAUACCUGCUUUUGGUUUCUACUUCCUUACUUAUGAUUGCCUGACCAGAGCCUUACACUGUGAGCCCGAUGACAGUUACGUAAUUCCUAAACUGCUUUUUGCUGGUGGUAUGUCUGGGAUUGCAUCUUGGAUUUCUACCUAUCCCAUAGAUGUGAUUAAAUCCCGAAUGCAAGCUGAUGGAGUUGGAGGAAUAAACCAGUAUAGUGGCAUUAUGGACUGUAUCCGUCAGAGUUACCAGAAGGAAGGAUGGCCAGUGUUCACAAAAGGGCUCACCUCUACUCUACUCAGAGCGUUCCCUGUCAAUGCUGCUACUUUUGCUACUGUCACACUCUUCCUUAUGUACACAAGGGCUGAUGACGAUUGCAAGGAGCUGGAGACUGCCUCCACAAUCCAGCAGCAUUCAAGCCUCUAAAGCGUCUUCCUUGUUACCUGUGCAGAGCAGCUGCUGUGAUAACUCAAUUUUACUCAAUCCUAUUUUUGUAAGUGUACUAAAGUUAUGAAAAUGUUUCAGGGUGUAAAUAAGCUCCAUGUAAGAAUUAAUUCUUUAUAUAGUCAUAGGUCUAACUUUUAACAGAAUUCCAUCAGUUUUGUGAGACUACAGCUUCAUGCCUUAUAUUAAAUGAAUGUAUAUAUUGUAUUUUAGUUUAUAAACAUAGUAAGAAAAAUAUUACUUUGGCUCAUUGCAGUAGGCAUGUACUGUACAGAAACUAAUUAACAGGGUUGGUUUUAGAGUCAUAGAAAGCACAGAGGGUCCAAGUUUGGAAAAAUGAAGAUUUCUAAUGAAAUUGCAGUACAUUUUCACUUUUUCCUGAGAGUUGUUAAUGGGCAAUAAGGAACUGGCCACCCCUUUACACAUGACCUAUUUCCUCAUUUCCAUGGAAGUGAAUGGUAAAUCAGGUACCAAAUAUGUAGUACUAGCAGUCAAUCCAAUAUAAUGUUUCCCACCUGGAAGUAAAAGUAAACUUUCACCUCUUUAAUAUGAAUAAGAUGCAUGCAGCUAAAUCAGUUUGUACUCCAUUUUUAGUCUGUGUUUUCAGCACAGUAGGGUAACUUUAUUGGUGAUUAAUGCCUGAAUUGUAACAAACCCUUAUGUAUUCAACUAAAUAGGAGUUAAGCUUUCACAGAAAACAGCAUUUGAGCUGACAUAUUAAGUCUUAGUGUUUCACCCAUGCUAAAUAACAAAAACUGUUAACCUCAGUACUUAAAUGGCUGUUGAGCCUUGAAUACUUUGCUCACUAUGUGGCACAUUUAUCCAUUAUUACUGUUGUGAUAAGUCAGGAUCUUGCAGGCUUUUGCCCUUUCUUUUGCAAAGACCUGAUGUAACUUGAAUAAUCCACACUUUUUAGCCAGUUCUAUUCUGCAAACCAAUCAGUAACAUUUUAUUAUUAUUUUUACAGUAUUUUUCCCAACUCCACUAAUUUCCUACUGUACUGAUAUGUUUCAUAGCCCUUGCUCCCUCAUCACAAAGUGUGCUAGUACAGUAUAUACAAUUAGUUUUACUAGGAACCAAUCACUUCACAAUUGAGUUUUCAGAAAUUUGUACACCUCUGUCAUUUUGAUACGUUGUGACACCUUGUUCAUUUAAUUAUGAUUUAUGUGCAGUACACUUGUGGAGUUUCCAUUUUUUAUUUUUUUGUUGUGAUGUGUUGAUGAGGAAUUGUUGCUGUGAAUAAACCAAUGCGGCAGCUCACCAGUCCUACAGGUUGCUGAGUUAGUCAGUUCACAGAUGGAUAGAAAGUUACUAUAUCAGGGUCCACGUACACUAUUUAGCUUUCCUAACACUUAAGUAGGUUCUUCAGUGUUGCACUAUUUUGAGUGCAGUAUGUGCUGUAAAGUUCCUGAAAUAUAUGUUGCUUCUCACCUCUACAGAGGUUGCAGUGUUGGAAAGCCUCACAGUGGGAGCCACAGUGUUGACAUCUUGGGGACAGUUCAGCCACAUUCAUAAUGAUUGUUACAGCUAAUAUGAAUUAGUAUAAUUGCGACUCGAAACAGGCUGGAUGUUCAGAUUCACUAUCCAAUGAUCUGUGGAAUUAGAAGUCACUCUUAUCGCUUCAGUUUUGUGCAGCAGGUCCUUGUGUCAGUAAGCUUCUGGCAUCUGGGUGGAAUUUGAAAAUAAGUCCAAGCAAGUUAUUUUAAAUUAAGGUGUAUAGUGUAUAGCUGUUUUACGCUUUACUGUUAAGGUAAAAUUUUAAAGCAUUACCAGUUUCAUCUACCAAAGGAUAGAGGUUUUUUUCUGUUUGAAGGUCCAGCACUCCUUUAAAGAUUACUGUUAUGCAUGAACUCCCACCUGCCCAUCUUUAUGCAAUUUCUGGAAAGCAUAUGUUGCCUUGGUUAACCAAGGUGGUUACGUGGCAUUGAAUGACUAAUGACGGGUAGGGAUUACAGAAAUCCAAACUUCUCUGUAAAUUGGGACAGGUGCAAUACAUAUUGGUCUGAGAUGCUGAUCAACAAAGAUUCUCAAUUUUGCACCAUUUCCAGGAUUUUUUUUAAUGGGCACUGAACACUUUAUUUCACAAUGUGAGAAAAGAGAAAGCAUUUGUUCGUUCCUAGCACUAUGAUCAACUUUCUCACUAUCAAGCAAAUUGCAAUUUCAAAGUGAGUGUUUGAAUCUGGAAACCUUGAAUGUCUAUAUAUUAUCUGAACAAUUUCCAUAUCAGAAUUGAAAAUGCAUGUUUGAUUAACAGUACAGUACAGCUUUGACUUUUUGGUCAAUUAGUUUGUACUGUGUAUUGCUUGUUUCAAUAUGUUUCACGUCAUGUACCUUACUAUGUAAAGUACCAUAGGGAGACUGUAAGGAGAAAAAAGGGAAAAUAAAAUCCAUAUUCAGAUUAA